Messenger RNA from Oryctolagus cuniculus (rabbit), 3580 nucleotides. It is a transcript of the gene CADM3, whose product is annotated as cell adhesion molecule 3. Gene Ontology annotation, cellular component: presynaptic membrane. NCBI's taxonomy places the organism in Eukaryota, Metazoa, Chordata, Mammalia, Lagomorpha, Leporidae. The record is from RefSeq and is a predicted model, not a curated record. Gene Ontology annotation, biological process: homophilic cell-cell adhesion.
CCGGUCCCCGCCUCGGCCCCGGGCUCCGAAGCGGCUCGGGGGCGCCCGUUUGGUCAGCGUCGUCGUCUGCCCCCUCCCCAGCCCCAGCCCCUGGGGACCCAGGCUCUCCAGCGCCCAGCCAGGGGAGCCGGCCGGGAAGCGCGAUGGGGGCCCCUUCCGCCCUGCCCCUGCUCCUGCUUUUCGCCUGCUGCUGGGCGCCCGGCGGGGCCAACCUCUCCCAGGAUGGCUACUGGCAGGAGCAGGAUUUGGAGCUGGGAACUCUGGCUCCACUGGACGAGGCCAUCAGCUCCACAGUCUGGAGCAGCCCUGACAUGCUGGCCAGUCAAGACAGCCAGCCCUGGACUUCUGAUGAAACAGUGGUGGCUGGCGGCACCGUGGUGCUCAAGUGCCAAGUGAAGGACCAUGAGGACUCAUCCCUGCAGUGGUCCAACCCUGCCCAGCAGACUCUCUACUUUGGGGAGAAAAGAGCCCUUCGAGAUAAUCGGAUUCAGCUGGUGAGCUCCACGCCCCAUGAGCUCAGCAUCAGCAUCAGUAACGUGGCCCUGGCCGACGAGGGCGAGUACACCUGCUCCAUCUUCACCAUGCCUGUGCGAACUGCCAAGUCCCUCGUCACUGUGCUCGGCAUCCCACAGAAGCCCAUAAUCACUGGUUACAAGUCAUCAUUACGGGAAAAGGAGACAGCCACCCUGCACUGUCAGUCUUCUGGAAGCAAACCUGCGGCCCAGCUCACCUGGAGGAAGGGUGAUCAAGAGCUUCGUGGAGAACCAACUCGAAUACAGGAAGAUCCCAAUGGGAAAACCUUCACUGUGAGCAGCUCAGUGACGUUCCAGGUUACCCGGGAGGAUGACGGAGCAAACAUCGUGUGCUCUGUGAACCAUGAAUCUCUGAAGGGAGCUGACAGAUCCACCUCUCAACGCAUUGAAGUCUUAUACACACCAACUGUGAUGAUUAGACCAGACCCUCCACAUCCCCGCGAAGGCCAGAAACUGUUGCUACACUGUGAGGGACGUGGCAAUCCAGUCCCCCAGCAGUACCUAUGGGAGAAGGAGGGCAGUGUGCCACCCCUGAAGAUGACCCAGGAGAGCGCACUCAUCUUCCCCUUCCUCAAUAAAAGCGACAGUGGCACCUACGGCUGCACAGCCACCAGCAAUAUGGGCAGCUACAAGGCCUACUUCACUCUCAAUGUUAAUGACCCCAGCCCAGUGCCCUCAUCCUCCAGCACCUACCAUGCCAUCAUCGGCGGGAUUGUGGCAUUCAUCGUCUUCCUGCUGCUCAUCCUGCUCAUUUUCCUGGGCCACUACUUGAUCCGGCAUAAAGGAACCUACCUGACGCAUGAGGCCAAGGGCUCCGAUGACGCCCCAGACGCAGACACGGCCAUCAUCAACGCAGAAGGCGGGCAGUCAGGAGGGGAUGACAAGAAGGAGUAUUUCAUCUAGGGGCACCUGCCCACCUCCUGCGCCCCCAGGGGCCCCAUGGGGACUGCUGGGCCGUCACCAACCUGGACUUGUACAGAGCGACCCCAGGGCCGCCCCUCCCGCUUGCUCCCCAGCCCACCCACCCCCCUGUACAGAAUGUCUGCUUUGGGUGCGGUUUUGUACUCGGUUUGGAAUGGGGAGGGAGGAGGGCGGGGGGGAGGGGAGGGUUGCCCUCAGCCCUUUCCGUGGCUUCUCUGCGUUUGGGUUAUUAUUAUUUUUGUAACAAUCCCAAAUCAAAUCCCAAAUCUGUCUCCAGGCUGGAGAAGUGGGGGCCCUGGGACGAGGAAAGCAAAAAAAAAAAAAAAAAAAGAAAAAAAAAGAAAAAAAAAUCUCAAGUGUGCGGAGGAGGAGGAGGAAGGUAGAGGGGUAAGGAAAGGGUGAAUAGCAGGGCUGGUUUGGAAGGGCGGGGUAUCCCCAGCCCUCUCUCCAUCCUUUACAACAGAGCAGCUGCCACAACUUCUCCAGGAACCCAGGAGGCAGAGAGUAGUGAACAAAGGCUGGAGGUGGCUUUACCUCUGCCAGCCACACACUGGAAGGGGGGUGCUGCUCUGACCCCACUCCCAAGUCCAGAGGCCAUGUGAAUGCAGGUGGCAUGCAGCUUCCACGUGGGGAGGGCACAGAUACCUGUGAGCAAAGGUAGAAGAGGAAGAAUGACGGAGAGGGCCCUGUGCACCUGUUGCCUCCCCUACACCAUCAAUGAAUGAAGCCAGGCUCUUUCCGCAGGAACUGCCCUGGGGGAUGGCAGGAUGUGGAGGCCCCUCCUUGCUCCAGCAGCUAUAGGAGAGGCACUGCACUGGGGCCUGAACUGCAUCUGCUUCUCCCUGAGGGGCCCCACACUCUUACCCGGACCCCUGGACCGUUGCACGGCAACCACUCUUCACAGCAUUGCUAAGCAACUGCUCCUCCCCAUCCUGUGCCGCCCUGUGUCCUGUCCAUCCAGACCCCAGCACAUAGUCUGCCCUCCCUCAGCAGCCAGGCAGACAUAACAACAAAAAUACUAAAAGGAGCUUCGCUGCACUGAGCUGUUUCCUGCCCAAACUAAGGGAAUAAUGUGAACUGUGUGUGUGCGUGUGCGUGGGUAUACAUGUGCACGUGUGUCUGUGUGAGUGAGAGGCAGAGAGAGGAACCGAGGAGGAUGCUAAGAGCCGGGGCCCUGGGCAGGUGGACGGAGUGUGGAAAGUGACACGAAAGGGCUUUGGGAGUGGAGGACGUUAGUCGGGGUUUGUACCAUCCUGGUGUUUCCCAGGCCACCCCCAGCACUCAUCUGUCCUAGACAAAGGAGUCUUAGGAUGUGCUUUUGCCCCACUGUCUAUUCCAUCUCCCUGAAACUCAGAGCGUCCAGUCUCUCCCCUGACGUACCCUCUCCAAGCUGUGGCAUCAGUGCCACAGCCUUUGCUAUGCACCCUCAGGCUCUUCCUGGCGCUGACCCUGGAUUUCCCACCAUCUGAACCCAGCAUUUAGAGGGGCUGGGGUCCCUGCCCCUGUCUUCCCCUCUGUCCCGGGGCGGGUCGGGGCGGGGGCCCCUUCAGCUGGUUGCCCUGGAGAUGAGGCUGUGCACUCUCCCUGUCCUGGACGGUCUGCCCGCCCCCCUCCUGAUGUUCUGAUGCUUGUGGCAUCGCUGCCUCUCCCUCCCUCAGCACGUCCUCCCCACUCUGACAUGGAUGUGCAAAACGCAAAACAGGGCAGCUGCAAUCCAGCAGGUCUGCCCACCCCCUUCAGUUCAGGUAAUAACGUCGUGAAUCUUCCAGCCACUGGUUAGGGCCCUGGGCACCGCAGGCAGCCCCUCACUUAAGCCAGGGCCCACUCCUCUUACAGCAGCAAGGGAGCCUUGGGUCCCAGGCCUGUCAGGCUCCUAGUCUCCCAGCACCCGCUUUUGGGAAAAUGACUUUUCCUCUUCAAGCUGAACCACUCUGUCCAUACUACACAGAAGCCAUAUUUGUACGGGGGGGCGGGGGGAGAGGGGCUGUUGUGCUGUGUGCGUCUGUCCGUGGUGGGAGGGUGGGGGAAGGGAGCAGGGAGGGGAUCGUGUAUCUUUAUAAUCUUUCUAACUCUCCUGUGCUAAUCUCAGAGGGGCCACCCUCAAUAUAUCUGGAUUAUCCGUGUUA